UAUUUCACAGCCCCGCAGCCAUGGGGGGCGGCGCUUUCAUCCUGGUCCUCGCCGUGGCCCUGGCAGAGAGUGUUGCUCCUGCAGAGAGGAAGUGCCAGCUCAGCGGACUGUGGAGGAAUGACCAGGACUCACUGAUGGAGAUUUCGGUGUUAAGGGACAACGGGGACUUCCAAGGACAAUACCUCACCCGAGUCACCCUCUCCGAGGGCUGUGCCCUAAUCUCCCCCCUGAGGGGUGCCCAGCAGCAGCUUGGAGAGGAGGGCUGGCCCACCUUUGGCUUCACUGUGAGCUGGGAUAAGUUCUCCAGAAUUCAGCUGGGUGAUGCUUUGGUGCAGCUAAGCAGCAACACCUAUGCAGCACGGGCUAAGGGGCAGUGCUGGCCUGGAACAGGGGAGUCCCUCCUCACCCAACACCUUUGGGGCAAAUAUGGUGUGUCCAGACCUUGUUAGCACAAGUGGAGCUGCAAAUCCUGCCUUGUCUGAGGGAGCCACAGGGAAGGGCAGGACCCCCAAGCAUGGUUUGGUGGUUGUGUGGCCAUUGGAGCAGGAACACUGUCUGGGAGGACAGUGGGGAAGGGGCAGCAGCCAGUUUCCCCACACAUCUCCCAAUAAGUCCUUU
This is a messenger RNA of Cyanistes caeruleus (blue tit), 618 nucleotides long. The record is from RefSeq and is a predicted model, not a curated record. Lineage: Eukaryota; Metazoa; Chordata; Aves; Passeriformes; Paridae.